Molecule: messenger RNA, 1576 nt
Organism: Sciurus carolinensis (gray squirrel)
Lineage: Eukaryota; Metazoa; Chordata; Mammalia; Rodentia; Sciuridae
Gene: Catip
Product: ciliogenesis associated TTC17 interacting protein
Exons: 10
Coding region: 113-1276 (387 amino acids)
Biological process (GO): actin filament polymerization; cilium organization
Source: RefSeq, a predicted model, not a curated record
UUCCUCCGAGGUCAAGAUGUAGGGAAGGGGAUUAAUGGCCCUUUAAGAGGCGGUAGCUAGCUUCCGGUUGCCAUGGAGACAACUGGAUACAGACCGGCUGGCAGCAGACAGCAUGUCUUCCAAAGUUCACUCCGCAGGCAAGGACUACCAGCCCUCCGGCCAGGAGCGUGUGCCACUCCCAGAGGCCAACGCGGAAGCCAUCGACUUCCUUAACUCCCUCCAGCCUGAGGAGCUGCAAACGCUGUUCUUCUCUGAGACUCUGGCCAUGGUCUCCGACACCGGGGAGCCUCGGGGAGAACUGACCAUCGAGGUGCAGAGAGGGAAGUACAGGGACGAACUGAGCAUCAUGACCCAAUGCAUCCUCGUGCACGCCUUUAGCCACGGCCUCCUGGAUAAAACCAUCUGUGGAAACUCGCUCCUGGGCUAUCUCUCCGGGAAUUUGGAGACCAUGGAACAACAAAGUCGUGAGUUCAUCAAGUUCCUUAUCCUCCCCAUGGAACACAAGAUGAGUUUACUGAAGCAGAGUGACCAGCUGGUCAUGAACAGAAGCAUCAAGGAGGGUGAGGAAGUGAAGACUGGUGUGUCUUUCUUCCCCUGGCACUCGAUUACUGGCUUCAUCUCCGAGGCUGCCAACCUGGUGCUGUUGAGGGUGAUGGCCCUGCGGCGGAUGGUGCCCCAAAAUGCCCGCUUCCUGGCCUUGGACACUGAGGGCAAACUCUGCUAUUCCACCUAUCAAGCCCUGGGCUUCCAGACGAUCCAGGUGGGCCCCCAGCAGUCCGAAGUGUUCAUCCUGGAGCACACGGUGCACGCCAGCGAGGGCAUCCCGAUGUCCUGGCAGUUCUACAUGCUCUCUGAUGGGCACCUGGCUAAAAGAAUCCAGGUGGGCUCCCCUGGGUGCUGCAUCAUCACCAAGAUGCCCAUCUUGAGGAAGGAGGAUGAGGCUGAGCCUCGGCCAGUGUUUGAGAAGAAACCCCUGGUGUGGGAGGAGGACGUGGAGCUCUACUCUAAGUUCCUGGAGCGGAAGGAGGAGCUGCGACUCAGCCACACCAGCUAUCUGCGGCAGCACCCCGAGGCCCAGGCGCUCGUCUCUGACUUCCUGCUCUUUCUGCUGCUGCGCCAGCCCCAGGACGUGGUCACCUUCGCCGCCGAGUACUUCGGCCCUUUCGGGGCCAACACGUCGCCGUCACCCCCCUUGCGCUCCUCCCACCGACCCAGCCCUUUCCGCUCGCUGGACCCGGGGGACAGCGCUGACUCGGUGGCGGGCGGGGCGGACUAGGCUGGCUGGGGCCCAGGAGGAAGCGGGGGCGUCGGGGCUGAGCCCCGCGGGGGCGCCGGCGGGUCACGCCACUGGCGCUGGCGAGCGCGCUGGCCGGGCUGCGGCUUUUGUGGGAAUAAACGGGGCGCUCCCUCGGCUCUGUUGUGCCAGCGGGAAUUCUCCUUGGCCAGCGCCUGGUACCUUUGACUUCGUGUGUGGAGCGAGUUUGUCUUUCUUCCCAGAUGCUAUUUUCAUUAUUAUCCCCAUUUCGCAGAUAAGAAAAUUGAGGCCUAGUAGCUCUUAGAGUUGGCGCGUGACGCA